Messenger RNA from Felis catus (domestic cat), 817 nucleotides. RefSeq names its product chromosome B2 C6orf52 homolog (gene CB2H6orf52). Gene Ontology annotation, biological process: selenocysteine incorporation. Gene Ontology annotation, molecular function: tRNA binding. The transcript is spliced from 4 exons. Gene Ontology annotation, cellular component: nucleus. The record is from RefSeq and is a predicted model, not a curated record. NCBI's taxonomy places the organism in Eukaryota, Metazoa, Chordata, Mammalia, Carnivora, Felidae. Bases 166 to 609 code for a protein of 147 amino acids.
AAGCAAUUCAUCACCCAGCAGGAACUGCUCCUAUGUUAAUUGCUCUCUCUGGCAGUUCGGAGAGAGAUUUGCUGGGUGAGAGGCUUUAGCUCCCAGAGCUGGAGUUAUUGCCUCCAGCAUAAAAACUGUGGAUACCAGGUCUCUUUUUGCGAAGUUUCUGGAUAAAUGGCUGGGCAGGAGAGUUUUGCAGGCUGUGGCAUAGCUCAACCAAGUACUUAUUACUGGCACUGGCAAAGGGGGAAGCCCGUGUUCCAGCCCUGCCUGGGUUACCAAUCGGGCAGCUGGUUUGAGCAGCAGCACAGCGGUUACUCCCUCUCUGGCUAUGACUUCGGCUGUGCAGCAGAGAGAGAUGGACACAACCUUGCUGUGCGUGAGACCUCCGGACGCCCAACUGCAAGUCUGGUCACACCUAAGGAAAGCACGGCUCUGGCAGAAAAGCAAGAUGAAAACCCACUGGAAGAUCCAGAUCUUCAUUUGAAUAUUGAAGAACUGAACAAGGAGUUUAUGGUGAAAAGCGAGGAACUCUAUGACUCUCUCAUGAGUUGCCACUGGCAGCCUUUGGAUACGGUUCAUUCUAAAAUCCCAGAUGAGACCCCCAAAGAAGCAUGAUGCUCAUUAAGCUACCCAGCUGUCAGAUCAAUUGCAUCUUGUUUUGUUGGGGUUUUUGUUUGUUUGUUUGCUUUUGUUUUUGUUUUGCUAAGACAAAAAGAAUUCUGCCAGGAAUGUACUCGAUGCUAUACGUAAAUACAAAUCUCCAGGACUUAAAUGUGACUGACGUGAUAGAACGUAAUGUAAAUAAACUUUACCAGCACGUCCA